AUGACAAGCCUCCUUACUCGAGAGCUUAUACGAGAAAUUAUGAAAGAAGCACGAAUAAUGCGUGACCUUCAUCACGUCAACGUUGUUGCUAUGAUAGGUGGCGCUCUCGAUGUGUAUUUGAAAAGAAAACAUGCCAAGAUCACCAAGGAGGAAAGAAUAGCAAUGAUGAUAGGGAUUGCAUCUGGAAUGGACUACAUUCACAAAGCAAACAUCAUACACAGGAUCUUGCGGCAAGAAAUUGUCUCUACGAUCGGAGUCAUACGGUAA
Molecule: messenger RNA, 267 nt
Organism: Cooperia oncophora
Lineage: Eukaryota; Metazoa; Nematoda; Chromadorea; Rhabditida; Trichostrongylidae
Source: the annotation of a GenBank genome assembly